UUGCCUUAUUGGUUACAGAGAGUAUAUUCUUAGACCCAGUUGGUUGAUUUGUUAGGUCUUCUUUAAUAUAACGUGAUUUGACGAAACUAAAAAGCAGCUUCUGUUUUUUACGUGUAUGCAGUGUUAGAAAGGUAACAUACAGUAGUUUAUAGUUAUGCCCUGCCAGGUCAUUGUGCCAGACCAGGUAGGCGGACCACCUGACAUAGUGUUUAGGAUGACACAGGUAAAGAGAUUAUUUCUAAGGAAGGAAAGACUAGAGGUAAACAGUGAUGAAACGACUCCAUCCUAGGGCACAACCAGAAGCCACUGGCAGCUGCACUGAGGAGGACAACAGUGAACAAGAUGAGUCCUCAUCCCUUAGGGCAUCGUGGUCCUGGGUGCGCACCAUGAAUUACGUGGGGCAGUUGGCGGGUCAGGUGCUGGUGACCAUGAAGGAGCUAUAUAAGGGCAUUAACCAGGCCACGCUCUCAGGCUGCAUUGAUGUGGUGGUGGUCCGGCAGAAGGACGGCACCUACCAGUGCUCCCCUUUCCAUGUGCGCUUUGGAAAACUGGGUGUGCUGCGCUCAAAAGAGAAAGUGAUUGACAUAGAGAUCAACGGGGAGCCUGUGGAUCUCCAUAUGAAGCUGGGAGAUAAUGGAGAAGCCUUCUUUGUGCAGGAAACUGAGGAACAAAAUGAGAUUGUACCAGCCCACCUGGCUACCUCACCCAUCCCCACUGAGAGUCACCUAUUUUGGAUCGCAGGAGAUCACAGGCCAAGUCAGAAACUGGAUGAUGAUCCACUGGACCCGGAGGACCCUCCUGAUCCCCCUGUUGCCAGCACUGGGGCAGCCAAGAAGAAGAAGAAACGGAGAAAGAAGCAUAAAGGCGACCCACGCAGAGAGGAGCUGACCCCUCCUGCCGUCAUUAAUUCGACACCUUCAGCAGAUGACAUAUUUGAGAUGGACCUGAGUUCUGAUGAGGACGCUGCUUCUAACACCAGAUCAUCUUCAAUCAGUACAGUUCGAGAAAUUGAACCCAAGUUACCAACAGUUCGUCAUUCUUUGGAUAACUACCCACACUCAGACGGAGACUGGUCUCCAUCAGAUAGUCAUGCUAUGUCAGGGGCCUGUUCUCCCAAGAGUGACUCUGAACUGGUCAUUCGGCCCUCAGAGAGCCUACUCAAAAUGGAGUCACACAUGCAGUGGACAUGGGGAGCGUUUCCAGAAUCUACCAGGGUGUCUAAGAAAGAAAAGGUGGAGCUGCUGAAGACCGUGACCAUAACACCUUCAGAGAACACUCACUUCAGAGUAAUCCUGAGCUCAGAGGCCAUGGAGACAGAUGAAAGAGAACUGGCCUCAGGGAGUCCUGGCUGUACCAUAGUCAAGCCUGAACCCCGUACCCCUGUGACCCCCAAAACUCCCACUGAGUCCGAGCUGGAGAUGGUGCCUGGUGGAGUGUUGACCUCCACUCCUUCAAACAGCCUUCCUGCUGCUCCAGCUGCUUCCUCUGCAGCUCAUAUUGGUGGGGACUUGGGAGAUGUUGGCCCCAAGACUGACUCGCCAUCCAAAAAAAAAGGCGUGCCAAAAAGGAGUCAGCACCAGGGUCCAGAGGACAUCUAUCUGGAUGACCUGAAUGUGCUGGAGCCUGAUGUUGCUGCCCGCUACUUCCCUAAGAGUGACUCGGACUCAGGCACCAAGCACUGGAUGGAUUCUGGGAUGCACUCAGGCUCUCAGUCCCCACAGUCUGUGGGCAGUGCUGCGGCCGACAGUGGCACUGAGUGCCUGUCUGACUCUGCCAGUGACCUCCCUGAUGUCACUCUGUCUCUGUGUGGAGGACUCGGUGAGAACGGAGAGAUUUCCAAAGAAAAAUUUAUGGAGCAUAUCAUUACGUACCAUGAAUUUGCAGAGAAUCUAGCUGUCAUAGACAAUCCGAAUUUAGUUGUUAAAAUAGGAAAGAGGUAUUAUAAUUGGACAUUGGCUGCCCCUUUGAUCCUAAGUUUACAAGCAUUUCAGAAGAAUUUACCCAAGGCUACAGAGGAAGCUUGGGUGAAAGAGAGGAUGCCAAAGAAAUCAGGCCGCUGGUGGUUCUGGAGAAAGAGAGCGGACAGCACUGUUAAACAGUCAGAAAGCACUGGAAAGCUGGAGAUAAAGCAGUCCCAAAUGGAGGAAGGCAGCUCGUCUUUGUCAAUGGAAAGUCAUGCCCGCAAAGUGGACACCAGGGACUCAUCCAGCGAUGAGGAGGGGAAGGAAUUGAGUGCCGCCGCAUCAUCAAUGGAGCGCAAGGUCCAGUCUGAGCCCCACACGACCACUCAUUCCUACCGCAAGUCCCUGCGCCUCUCCUCCGACCAGAUUGCUAGUCUGAAACUGAAGGAAGGACCCAACGAUGUGACCUUCAGCAUUACGACGCAGUACCAGGGCACGUGCCGUUGUCAAGGCUCCAUCUACCUUUGGAACUGGGAUGACAAAGUCAUCAUCUCAGACAUCGAUGGAACCAUCACCAAAUCAGAUGUGUUCGGGCAAAUUUUGCCUCAGUUUGGGAAGGACUGGACGCAUCAGGGUAUUGCUAAACUCUACCACUCCGUGGCUGAAAAUGGAUAUAAAUUCCUGUACUGCUCAGCAAGGGCAAUUGGAAUGGCAGACAUGACGCGAGGAUAUCUGCAAUGGGUAAAUGACAGAGGCAUUAUCCUGCCCUGUGGACCACUCAUGCUUUCUCCCAGUAGCCUCUUCUCUGCAUUUCACAGGGAGGUGAUUGAGAAGAAGCCAGAAGUCUUCAAAAUUGAAUGCCUUACUGACAUUAAGAAUCUUUUCCUGCCCAACAAACAUCCCUUUUAUGCCGCAUUUGGAAACCGACCAAAUGACGCCUUUGCCUACAAGGAGGUUGGAGUGCCACUCUGCAGAAUCUUUACGGUUAACCCCAAAGGAGAGCUCAUACAGGAGCAAACCAAGGGCAACAAGUCUUCGUACAGUAGAUUGAGUGAGCUGGUGGAUCAUGUCUUUCCCUUGCUGAGUAAAGAACAAAGUUCAGCUUUCAGUUUCCCAGAGUUCAGUACAUUCUGUUUCUGGCGUCAGCCUAUCCCUGAGAUCUGUCCGGAAGAUCUGCUAUUAUAAACCAUCCCAGAAGGGCCAUCUAUUACACUAUCAGAGUCAUCUCUGCCAUCAGGACCAUUAACCUUUCCACAUCUCGGCUUAAAGACAAAUAAAGGGGCCGUCCUAUCCACCUAGGAAAUAUGAACUGCACAAAAGCACCUCUAAGAUGAACCAGCUUAAGAGACAACAAUAAAAAACACCCCAGUGUCACAUUAAUUAGAUGUGAGCAGAACGUCCACAAACUGAAACACCUGGUGCUGCUCUGUAACAAUAUUUCUAAUCUGUAUAAUUUUGAUUAGCUGCUAUGAGUUCGGCUGCUUCAGCUCUGAAGGAAUUUAUUGCUAAUGGGCUAAUGUUUACAGUAUUAGUAAAACUAACAAUGGCCUGUUGGUCAGCGGAAUGAAUGCACAGCUGUUUGUUUGGGUAUGUGUAUGGUUAAAGGUGGCAUACAAAUCUGCUCGUAAUCGUAAGUAAUUAACGAAGAUAUUCUAUACAACCCCUAAUUUACAUUUUUAGAGCAUAGAUUAUUUAUAUACAAAGGCAUUAGUUAAUAUAUAUAUAAACUAAUUAACAUGCACUGCCUCCAACGUGGUGACGGUAUGACAGUUUGAAUAUGCAUUUCCAGAUUGAGCUGAAUCUCGUACUGGAUACUGAAAAGUAUGCACAGAAUGAGCCGUGCCACGUGAGGACUCAGCUCAUAAUUUACAGUUCAGCAGAUUUAGCCUGCACAACCUUGUAAAGUCGACUGGAUUUGUAUGAAAAGUACACCAAGGAGUUCAUCGUAAUUGGGCUUUCUUGUUACUUUCCAACUGUUGACAUUUUCAUCGUCUCGUUGCUGCAGAACGCCUUACCGAUCGCACUUUUUCAGCUGCAGCUAAGAAAGAAAAAAUAUCAGAUGGUCUUGCACUUAACUCACGACAGAAAUGCAAUAACGUUUGAAGCUUUUCAGCAGCCUUUUGUGCACUAUACAAGGAUUUAAGCACUUUUAGAUCCCUUAUGUAAACCUCAGCAAGAGAUCUGUAUUAAGUUAAGAAGCAUGUAGUAUAUAUUUGCUUUUAAAAUGAAGACAUGUUAUACUUAAAGUAUAAAGAGAGUAUAAAGUGGUCUUUUACGUUUUGUGUUUUUCCAUUGACCAGGACUUUGCAUGCUUAGUUAGAAAUAGAAAUAGGACCAUUUGUGUUUUACACAUUGCAUUGAUGCUUUCUCUUGGGUUAGACAGUUUGAAGGGUCUUGACUACCACUAUUAGUGGAUGAUCUUUAACAGCGGAAAGCUGAAUUUGUUUAUUAUUUGAAAAUAUUGAAGCUGAUGUGCAAGUGAAGGAUGAAAGCAAUCAGAUCAUUCCACUUGAUCACCAUCGACUGAAGUAACAUGCCCUCUUUUCUACUAGCUGAUCUCUAUUGUCUUGUUCCCUACCUUUGGGCUUUGGUCUAGUUGCUUUAGAAUCUCGUAAAGGUAAGUUUUAGAGCACUGUGUGCCGGAUGUUAAAAUAGAUGUACUGUACAGAAUUAGAGUACAAUUAAAUCAUUAUAAGUCAAAUCAUUUAGGGAAAAAUUGGGGCAUUUCAUGGUUCAGUUGACUGUUGUUGUUUAAUAUGUAUGUGUGUGUGUGUGUUGCACUUUGCGUCUGCAGUUAUGAUGUUUGGAAGUGAAAUCUGUUAAUUGUUAACAAAGGAAUCUCAUUCUUUCUAUGAAAGUAAUACCUCUUGUGUGGGAUGAACACACUCAUCUUGUAUGAAACUAAUGUUAAUGUUAAAAA
This is a messenger RNA of Carassius carassius (crucian carp), 4821 nucleotides long. RefSeq names its product phosphatidate phosphatase LPIN2-like. Gene Ontology annotation, biological process: fatty acid catabolic process; triglyceride biosynthetic process; cellular response to insulin stimulus. Gene Ontology annotation, cellular component: endoplasmic reticulum membrane; nucleus; cytosol. The record is from RefSeq and is a predicted model, not a curated record. Bases 270 to 3086 code for a protein of 938 amino acids. Gene Ontology annotation, molecular function: transcription coactivator activity; phosphatidate phosphatase activity. The transcript is spliced from 20 exons. NCBI's taxonomy places the organism in Eukaryota, Metazoa, Chordata, Actinopteri, Cypriniformes, Cyprinidae.